Dreissena polymorpha is the source of this 2490-nucleotide messenger RNA. RefSeq lists its product as uncharacterized. NCBI's taxonomy places the organism in Eukaryota, Metazoa, Mollusca, Bivalvia, Myida, Dreissenidae. The transcript is spliced from 8 exons. The coding region runs from base 383 to 1165 and encodes 260 amino acids. The record is from RefSeq and is a predicted model, not a curated record.
ACGAGUUGCAGCGUAUCAAAUCCAGCACUAUGAGAGAGCGCCAGAAGAAGAACCAAGAGAUCCAGCAGACGAGUCAGAAGGGGACGUCUCAGUAGUCCGAACAAUAUCAGACCGGCUGUCCGAUGCUAAGUUGCAGAACGUCGAUGUUGGGGUGAACAAAUAUCAGCGGGAGAGGACCGACAACUUUGGCAGCUUUAAUUCUCAGGGGAACAAGGACCGAAGAGCCCCAAGCAGGGGUCAAUUCUACGCAGAUGGACCCGGAUCAAUCGGGCGUGAGUCAAGCUUCUACAACUCCGAUGGCUCCAGGCGCGUGUCUGUGGAUGACAACAGAAAAACAGAAAGUCGGCAAGGGUCUGCAACCUCCCAAGAAUCAGAUACAGAUAUGGGAUUUCAUCGAGAACACGGCAACAUCAACGUGGGUGGCCCUCCAGUGCAGACCAGAUCUCACACGAAAUACGUGAACGUACAGCCGUACUACAAUGAUAGUAACGAUAUGUACUUGGCACGACAACAGGCUCUAAGGCGAGAAAACACAGGAAGUGACUGGCACUCAUCAGGAACCAUGUAUCAGCUGGCAAAGAAGAAAAAGAAGAAGAAAAUUGUUCAGAUUUUAAUGGAGAGAGACAAUGAAAAUCUUGGUAGCGCCACUCCAUCUCGGUUUAUGAACCCCUCACGAGCCUCAAGACUCGAUUUUGACGGGGAUGAUGAGGUCAUUGAUGGACAGAUAUCAGCGCGGGAGCCGUUACAGAAUCGGGAAAUGCAUCUGGGAAAGGAGACUGACAAUCGUGAGAAGACGCAAUUUGCCAAGCAGACCAUGGCCUUGAGGAAGAUGGCACAGACACCUGUGGAUAAGACUGCACGUCUGCAGCCAUUGACCAAGUACAACAACAGCCGCACGGGCAGUCAAACCGGACAUUAUUUCUCGCCGGAAUCCAUAUGGCCAUACGACCGGCAUGGGAAACCUGCAGAAAACGACAGCCGGCAUCAGGGGUCUGUGUCUGGCACAGACGUUCGCGCUGGCUGGAUAUCUCGACCUCAGUCGGUGCUAGAUGACGCGGAUGUUUUUACGCACACGCCCCGUGACUCAGAAUUGAAACCGAUAAAGAGCGGACGGAGUAAGACAAAUCUUCAUGAUAUUAGAGGUGGCCGCGACGGCAACACAUGAACAGAACGACCGAGUUGUUAAAGACUCGUUGACGUUGCUGUGGAGUUGAUGAUUGCUAGUUAAUAUCAUAAUUAUAAUUUGUAAAUCAUGAAGCAUAUUCUGUGAUCAGUCAUAUUAAGCUUUAUUUAUUUAAUAUUUUAAUAUUAUUGUAUUUGUUAAUAUUAUUAUAACACAUGUUUAGUUAUUAUGAUUAUAAAUAUCAAUAUUAUACUGCAUUCACUUGUACUUAAUACAUUUUAUUUUUUAAGAUUUCAUGUAUCACAUUAAAAUGUGUGUUUGUAAAAUAAAGGCUAUAAGUACUACGUAUUUGUUGCCUUAAUAAAAAAAUAACUCCAUAUUCAUCUUGUGUUCAAAUUGCGAUGGGUAUUACCUUGUGUACCUUAAUGCAAUUGUGUAAUGUGGAUUUGCAAAUACUGGUGUUUUCUGCAUUAAUAUACCAUAUUGUGUGAACACAUGUAUACCAGUAACUUUUCCAUUAUGUUUCUUGCAAAUGAGGCAUUAUCUAUCGAUUACAUCAUUAUGUGAAAAUUAUGAAAAACUAGUUUCAUAUUUAACAUGGCUUUAUGGUAAGUUUGAUAAGAUAUAGCUGCCAGAAUUAUGUGUUGCAAAAACGCCACAACAUUAUGUGGUCACAGAAUGCGUUUUAUGACCAUUUUCAUUAUUAAUUAAUACCUACUUCACUACAUAAAUUUUUAAAAGGCAUUGUAUACUUUUUGCCUAUUUGCUUAACCAAGCAGGCAACCUUUUUUAUGUGACAUGGUUUUUAUUGGUGAUGAAUGGUCAUACAACAUGAUGAUUGACCACAAUGUGUAACUCUGGACAUUGUAAUGUGAUCGUUUGAUACUGUAUUAGUGCAAGUGUCAAAACCUGUAGCUAGAAACCUAGUCUUUUCCGCCAAAGAUGCAUGUUUUAUUGUACUUGUAAAAACCAAAUUGGUUUUCAACUUACUUAAAUGCUUCCGUUAUUCAUUUAAGCAUUUUAUCAUAUAUUCUUUGUUGGUAAAUGAUGUGCUUUGUUUGUUUUAUUGUUUGUUUUAAAUUAUAUACAUACUAAAAUUGUACCUUUUCAUUCAGGUGUUAGGGGUCAGUGAUUUAUAACAUGAUGUCACCAAGGGUUAUCAGAUGUUUCCUUUAUGUGAACAUUAACAUGAAAAUGGCAACAGAUUGUGAUUUUUCAACCCGAAAUUAGCUUUGCUCUUGCCUUUUGCUGUAUAUGAAGAUAUUUAUAUUUUUCUCUCAUGUUGUAGCAUUAGAAAAGUAGCUACAUUUGUAUAACACUGUGAUAGUGUUAAAAAUACUCAGCUUAAAUAAAAUAGAACCUUGCAU